CGAAGUCAAGACAGUUUUUUUCACAUUGCGGAAUUGCUUUUUCUAAUGUUAACAAUUAUAUUUGUAAUAGAGCAAUUUAACGCAAAUUUGAUAUUUGAAUUUGAACUUUAGAAGGCGACACAGGGUGACUCAAUAGAACAAAAAACACCUUGUCUGAUGCGAAAAAAAGCUUUGUGAUGUAACCGGAGGCCGCACACAGAACGAAAAGAAGUCGAGGAAAAAACAACCAAAAAUCUAAAAAUAUGACAGGCAACAACAACAACAAAAAGAACAACACCAAAGCCGAAACAAUAAACGAAGUUUCAGACCGUUUCUUUGUGAGAGCUUCAAACUAAUUGUUCAUGGGAAUGGAAAUAUGUAUACAUAUAUAUAAUUGGUACAUAUAAAUACUCAAAGCGAAACCGGCUCGAGCAUUCAGUUUGUCGCUGGCUGACGGAAGUGACGGAACCGCUGGAGCAGCGAAAUUUUUCAAAUAGAGCGCGGCCUUCAGACAUUGGAAAGGGGAAAUUUUGUUGAAUCGAUUUUGAAUACAAUGGAGUACUUGCAAUACGCCUAUGAGAAAAUCUUUGGAGCCGAUGAUCCGUUAGAUGCCACGCAAAUUAAUUAUGAUACACCCCGCAAAGUCGUUUGCUUUGGCAAUGUUCUGCUGGAUCGCACUGUGAAGCUGGAGGCGCCGGAGCUGCUGCAACGCUAUGAGCUGAAGCUGGGCUCCAAGGGUGAAAUGGAUCUGGAGCGGUUGAACAAUAUUGUCGUAGAGGCAGCUAAUGGCUCCAGCUACUUAAAUAACCCAGGUGGGUCUGCUUUGAAUACGGUGCGUAUUCUUAAGCACCUCGGCACAGACGCCCAGUUCUUCGGCUCGAUUGGUAAUGACAAACAUGGAGAGGAGUUGCGCUCUUUGCUGCUGGAGCGUGGCAUUGAGGCUCGACUGCAGGUAGUCGACGAUGUACAUACGGGCCAGUGUGUGUGUCUCAUGUACAACGACAGUCCCACGCUCUAUGCAAACAUCGGGGCAUCCGCCCACUUCUCUGUUCAAGAGCUGAAGCGAGCUGCUAUGCAUGACACACAAAGCUUUCUGCGUCCCAUUGAACGAAAGCAAAUUCUUUAUGUGGAGGGCUUCUUUGUGCCUCACCGUAGCGAAGUCUGUGAUUAUAUACUGGUGCACUUGGUGCGGGAACGUCGUCAUCUGGCAUUGAAUCUCAGUGCUCCUUAUAUAGUGCGUGAGCACUCGGAACAGAUGCAGCAGCUGGCGAAUCGUGCGAUGUUUAUAUUCGGCAAUCGGCAGGAGUUUGAAGAGCUCGCCAAGGUAGCUGGCUGUGAGACAGUGGAAAAUCUGGCACGCCAGCUGUUGCAGCUGGGCCAGCCCAAGAUUUUGCUAAUCACAAAUGGCGACGCAGGUGUGCAGCUGGCCACUAACUACGUGGCAGAGCGUGCACCUCCCGGCGAGCUGCGAUUCGAGGAUUUCAGAGCACAACGCGCCGAGCAGCUGGUGGAUGCCACUGGAGCUGGAGAUUCAUUUGCUGCCGGCUUCCUGCACGCAUGGCUCGAGAAACGCUCGCUCACUGAGUGCGUCCGUUUGGCUAGUAACGUCGCUUCCAAGGUCGUUACUCAGGUGGGCUGCAACCUGCCUUAGCUGCCAUCGGGUGCCCCUUUCACUCUAUGGUAUGCAAAGAGAAACUCAGCGACACCAAAGUAUGCCUUAAUUGCACGAAUAUUAUGUAAUAUAUAAAUGUAUAUACUUAGUUCCUUAUGAUGCGACAAUGCACUCAGUGAGUAAUAUUUUUGCGCUCGGAUUGUAGCAAUUUUGCAAAUCAAAAACAACAAUAAAUAUUACCAUAAAAUAAGAUGGCAAUUACACAUUUUUUCUUAAUGA
This is a messenger RNA of Drosophila hydei, 1870 nucleotides long. RefSeq names its product adenosine kinase (gene Adk3). Gene Ontology annotation, cellular component: cytosol; nucleus. Gene Ontology annotation, biological process: purine ribonucleoside salvage. The record is from RefSeq and is a predicted model, not a curated record. Gene Ontology annotation, molecular function: adenosine kinase activity. The transcript has 3 exons. Lineage: Eukaryota; Metazoa; Arthropoda; Insecta; Diptera; Drosophilidae. The coding region runs from base 533 to 1630 and encodes 365 amino acids.